Messenger RNA from Cyprinodon variegatus (sheepshead minnow), 1067 nucleotides. Its product is annotated as ADP-ribosyl cyclase/cyclic ADP-ribose hydrolase 1-like. Gene Ontology annotation, biological process: positive regulation of B cell proliferation. NCBI's taxonomy places the organism in Eukaryota, Metazoa, Chordata, Actinopteri, Cyprinodontiformes, Cyprinodontidae. The coding region runs from base 99 to 971 and encodes 290 amino acids. Gene Ontology annotation, molecular function: phosphorus-oxygen lyase activity; NAD+ nucleosidase activity. Gene Ontology annotation, cellular component: plasma membrane. The transcript has 10 exons. The record is from RefSeq and is a predicted model, not a curated record.
CAACUUGGAGCCAGUUCUUUUCCUUUUACAGCUGUGGAAUUUCUUUGCAGCUCAAUAUUUGAUAUGAUAGAGGACUCUGGUGUGAGAUUUCCACCAUUAUGCCUUCUAUGAAACCAGCCUGCUUGUUAAUAAUCAGCUUCACAAUAUGGCUUAUUGUGCCUCAUCUCUGUCUGGCAUCAGUGCAAGCCAUGUUUGGGACAACUCCCAACAUUAAACACAUUGUGAUAGGAAGAUGCUUCACUUACACCACACUGGUUCAGACUGGUUCAAGGUAUGACUGUGAGGAGAUCUGGAGGCAGUUUGAAAAAGCGGUCGUCCAGCGGUCCUCUUGUAACGUGACAGAAGAGCAUUAUUUCAAAAUGUUUAACAUGAUGCCACAAAUCUGGCCAUGUGAUAGGUUUCUUUUUUGGAGUAAAACCAGGAUGUUGGUGCACAGCUAUGCAGCUGUUUUUCGCCAUUUCUGGACACUAGAGGAUACUUUGGUUGGUUACUUGUUCAAUGACCUCAUCUGGUGUGGCCAGGAGGAAGACUCCGACUUUGAUUUCAACUAUUGUCCAGCAUGGUCAAUAUGCAGAACCCAUCCAGUUUACUCCCUGUGGAAGCAUGCCUCAAAAAAUUUUGCAGAGAUGGCAUGCGGCAACAUCACUGUGUUGCUAAAUGGGUCUAUUGUUAAUGCAUUCAACAGAAAAAGCAUGUUUGGAAGUGUUGAGCUAGACAGCCUGAAUCCCCAAAGAGUGAACUAUGUCAACAUUAAGGUGGUGACAAAUCCAGAGGGACCGCACAUAGAAUCAUGCAGUCGAGGAUCUGUCGUCGAGCUCAUCCAGAUACUCUGUUCACGAGGUUUCCGAUGGACCUGCACAGACAAUGACCUGACUUUAGUGAUCCUUCAGUGCAUCCAAGACCUGAAUCAGCCCAGCUGCAAGAUGUUGGCAAACAGCUUGUUGCAACAAAAGGACCUAACUACCACCUGAAUCCUUUCCUAAAGCCAUGUACUCUGGUGUUAAUACUUCAUGCCUUAAAAUACCUCUGUGAGUUAGCUAAUGUCAUUUAUUGGAAACAAUGUUUGC